Ciona intestinalis (vase tunicate) is the source of this 3068-nucleotide messenger RNA. NCBI's taxonomy places the organism in Eukaryota, Metazoa, Chordata, Ascidiacea, Phlebobranchia, Cionidae. The record is from RefSeq and is a predicted model, not a curated record.
UUAUGUUUUUAUUAUAAGUUAAGCGUAUUUUAUGUCUAAAACAGUCAAUUGGACAAAAGUAAUAAUAUAGGUGUGUACCGUGUGUUGUGUACUGGAUGAUUGUUAUUUGAUCAAAGUAAUUAUGUUUUUCUAUGUAGUCUCUAAAGAGGAUUAAUACAUAUAUAGUCCUCAGUUUUCUACAGCAAACGUCCUGUUCAAAAUGGGCAGUUUGUUUCGUAGUGAAGAAAUGUGCUUGUCACAGCUGUAUCUUCAAAGUGAAGCAGCAUUCACUUGUGUGAGUGAACUUGGAGAACUUGGACUUGUACAGUUUAGAGAUUUAAAUCCUGAUGUGAAUGCUUUCCAACGUAAGUUUGUAAACGAAGUAAGAAGAUGUGAUGAGAUGGAACGAAAAUUACGUUUCCUUGAAAAAGAAGUAAAAAAAGAUGAUCUUCAUAUUGAUGAUAAUGGAGAAAACCCAACAGCUCCUUUACCUCGUGAGAUGAUUGAUCUAGAGAAUAAGUUUGAAAAGUUGGAAAAUGAGCUUCGAAGUGUAAAUUCUAACCAAGAAGCUUUGAAAAAGAAUUUUCUAGAACUUACAGAAUUAAAACAUAUCCUGAGAAAAACACAACAAUUUUUUGAACAGGCGGCACUUUACCAGCAAGACCGUCAACAAGUAGAAGUUCCUCAGUAUGAUGAUGAAGCUCCUCUUAUUACAAGUGAAUUCUCUCAAGGAUCUUUUAACAAAUUUGGGUUUGUACCUGGUGUCUUGUUAAGAGAAAAAGUUGCAGCUUUCGAACGAGUUAUUUGGAGAGCAUGUCGCGGGAAUGUGUUUCUACGUUACACAGAAAUCGAAGCAGAACUUGAGGAUCCACACACUGGGGACAAAGUGUAUAAGUGCGUUUUUAUUGUCUUUUUCCAAGGAGACCAAUUGAAAAAUAGAAUAAAGAAGAUAUGUGAAGGGUUCCGUGCUACUUUAUACCCUUGCCCUGAAACUCCUCAAGAACGACGCGAGAUUGCUAUCGGUGUCAUGACUCGAAUCGAAGACCUACAAACUGUUCUUAACCAGACUGCUGACCACAGAAGGAUUGUUUUGUCACAAGUAGCGUUGAACAUUCGUGUGUGGAUGAUUAAGGUUCGAAAAUUGAAAGCAAUCUACCACACACUGAACUUGUUCAAUGUAAACAUAGCUGAGAAAUGUCUGAUAGCUGAAUGCUGGUGUCCUGUUGUUGAAAUUGAUCGGAUACAAUUUGCAUUGAGAAAGGGAACAGAGUUAAGUGGAUCAUCUGUUCCAUCUAUAAUGCAACGUAUGAACACAAAGGAAGCUCCACCAACUUACAACAGGACUGAUAAAUUCACUCAAGGAUUCCAAGCCAUUAUUGAUGCUUUUGGUGUUGCCAAUUACAGAGAAGUGAACCCAGCUCCCUUCACCAUCAUCACCUUCCCUUUCCUCUUUGCUGUGAUGUUCGGGGACAUCGGACAUGGACUCCUCAUGUUUCUUUUCGCACUUUUCCUUGUGCGCAAGGAGAGAGCUUUUAUGCAGCAUAAACUUGACAAUGAGAUAUUUGAAAUGAUGUUUGAUGGUCGUUACUUGAUAUUACUGAUGGGUAUCUUCUCCAUGUAUACUGGCUUCCUCUACAAUGAAUGCUUCUCACGUUCAAUUAAUGUCUUUGGAAGUGCAUGGAAUGUUAACGCAAUGAAUUACAGUGAGACAACUCUCGCAACAAAUGAGUAUUUGACCCUUGACCCGAACGAAACGGGUGUGUUUCGUGGUUACCCAUUUAGUUACCCCACCAGCACAGGCUUACCUUACUUCUAUGGAAUUGACCCGAUUUGGCAAUCAGCAGAAAAUAAGAUUUCUGUGCAGAAUAGUUAUAAGAUGAAGAACGCUGUGUUAAUGGGAUUUGGACAAAUGGUUUUUGGACUUGUACUUGCUAUGUAUAACCAUAGGAAUUUUGGCGACAAAAUUGCACUUUACUGCGAGUGGUUGCCUCAGGUGUUGUUCCUAUUCGCACUUAUAGGAUAUCUAUGUGUGGCUAUUCUUUACAAGUGGUCAGCAUGGACUGUCAGACAAGCUGGUACUGCUCCAAGUCUUCUAAUUGGUUUGAUCGACAUGUAUAUGUUCACUGACCCUGAAUCAAAUGGAAGAUCAGCAUUAUACACUGGGCAAUACACCAUACAGAAGAUUUUAGUAGUGGUCACUGUAAUAUGCAUACCAUGGAUGCUGUUUAGCAAACCUUAUAUCUUGUACAAAAGAUCUCAACAAAAGAAAGGGUAUACGUUGGUAGUAGAUGCUGAAGACACUGAUGGGACUCAGAUGACGAGCUUAAUGGAAGCAGGGCAAAGUGAUGAAGAUGAUGUUGCAAUUCUUCAUCAUGAGGAAACUGGUCAUGCUCAUGACGUGAAAGAAAGUGAAAAGUUUGACAUGAGUGAGGUGUUAAUCUACCAAGUUAUCCACACCAUUGAAUAUUGUCUCAGUUGUAUUUCACACACAGCAUCUUAUCUUCGACUGUGGGCUCUAAGUCUUGCUCACUCUGAAUUAUCUGAAGUACUUUGGUCAAUGGUGAUGAGCAUAGGGCUGGGCACAAGUGGAACUGCUGGAGCUGUUAUGACAUUUUUAUUAUUCUGGUUUUUCUCGGGUCUCACAGUCGGCAUUCUCCUUGUAAUGGAAGGUUUAUCCGCUUUCCUGCACGCUAUUCGUCUCCACUGGGUGGAGUUCCAGAGCAAGUUUUACAAAGGGGAGGGAUAUCUUUUCACUCCCUUCUCAUUUUCGCUCAUUGUGGAAGGAAGAGUAGAUGAAUGAUCAUUAUGAUGUCAUAAUGUAGAAUAUUUAGGUGGGUGAACUUUCUAGAUGGAGGAAUAUUGCUUUAGAACACUUGGCCUGCCUUGACAAUUGCCUAUCCUAAAGCUUAGUCACCUAAGUGUUAUUAUUCCUAUGUAUUAUCAUGUUGCUUGUGGAUUAAGGAUCAUAUUUGUCUUAUAUAUUUAACUGUAUGCGUUCCUUAUAUUUUAGCCUUGAUGGAUUUUAGGUUUUUUCUUUUAUCCGGAAUGAACUAUCGCUUAGAAAGAAUAAUAAACUGCUUAACAAUGAA